AUGGGGUACAUACCACAGCAUUUGCUGGAAAACUUACGCGCGUACAAGUAUCGGGGCGUAGACAAGUUCGUUAUGUUCGAAGAGAUCUGGUACAAAAUGAUUGACGCAGUUUCUAGGUCCAUAUUCUCGAGAUAUGUCCUCAAUAAAUAUUGGAACUGGCUGGUAACAUUGUGGCCUUUGAACGUCGCCCCGAACACGAUUACGCUGUUGGGACUGAGCAUUGUCGUAUUUAACUUCGCGACAUUGAUCUACUAUGACCCACUAUACCUCGUUGAAAGAGACGGUUUUGAAGGGCCGCCACAUUGGGUUUACUUCACGUGGGGAGUUGGUCUCUUCCUUUAUCAGAGUUUGGACGCUAUAGAUGGGAAGCAAGCUAGACGGACUGGUAUGGCAGGGCCAUUGGGAGAACUGUUCGAUCAUGGAUGUGACGCUUUGAACACUACGCUCGAAACUCUCCUCGCAUGUCGCGCUCUUGGACUCGGACGCUCGUGGUGGACUGUGGCUUCGCAACUGGCAACCUUGGCCAACUUCUACCUGACCACCUGGGAAGAAUAUCACACUGGCGUUCUUUUCCUCGGGUAUUUCUCUGGACCAGUAGAGGGCAUCAUCAUCAUUGUGGUCAUCUAUUUCAUUUCUGGCUUCUAUGGACCCCUGGUAUGGGAGAAUAAGAUCUGGACCGUUCUUCACCUCGAAAAUCAUCCUUGGUUCGCGAACAUCCCCAAUUUACCGCUCAAUGAAGCUUUCAUGGUCUUUGGCGCCGCCGGCCUCGGGAUGAACAUCGUUCACAGCUAUCUGAACGUCGUUCAGGCAGCCAAGUCAGCUUCUGGCCGACCAAGAGCCGGUUCAAAGCACCACCCAUUGGUCUUGCUCCUCCCCUUCGUCGCCAGUGCCGGCAUUCAAAUCGCGUGGCUCUCACAUCCGGAGUACAACAACUCGUAUAUCAUCAAAUCCUCUGCUUUCGUCCCCUUUGUCUUGGCCUGGGGGCUGCAAUUCGCUCAUCAAGUCGGACGGAUGAUCCUUGCCCACGUCACAUCCGCGCCUUUCCCCGUCUUCGAUUGGAUUUGGAUUUGGAGCGCGAUUGGUGCUGUUGAUGCCAACUUGCCGCAUCUUCUUGGGAGGCCCCCGAUCAUGCAGACAUCGCCUCGGAAUACCGCCUACGUGGUGUGGUUCACGCUUAUCAUCUCUUUCCUGGCCUACGCUCGCUUCGUCACGCUCGUCAUCAACGAUAUCACGAACUUCCUCGGAAUCGCGUGCUUCACUGUUCGAAAGAAGGAUGAGCAUGGUAACUGGAAGAGCGUCGCGAAGACGAUGUAG
This is a messenger RNA of Coprinopsis cinerea okayama7#130, 1314 nucleotides long. RefSeq names its product cholinephosphotransferase. The transcript is spliced from 9 exons. Bases 1 to 1314 code for a protein of 437 amino acids. The record is from RefSeq and is a predicted model, not a curated record. Lineage: Eukaryota; Fungi; Basidiomycota; Agaricomycetes; Agaricales; Psathyrellaceae. Gene Ontology annotation, cellular component: membrane. Gene Ontology annotation, biological process: phospholipid biosynthetic process. Gene Ontology annotation, molecular function: phosphotransferase activity, for other substituted phosphate groups.